UUCAGUUUCAGUUUCAGUUGGCCGAUGGUGCGCUUACAAAACGCCGGUUCUCGGCGGACGCGUUCGCUUUCGCGCUCCUCGAAACCCCCCCCCCCCACACACACAGAAUCUUAAUUUGGGAGGGGCGCGGGGGGUUUGGCGGUGAAAGUGCAACAAUAAAGAAAGUGCAGCGGGGGGCGUGGCGGGGUCAGCAAGUAGCACUCUGGAGCCAACUUUUGGCAAUUGGCUGGCGUUAUUUUUGGAUUAAGCAGCGCCAAAUUGUAACAGACGAACGAACAACGACCGACAAUUAACGAUUAACAUUAAGUCCAACUGAAGUAGGGGAAAGUGCUUAGGAUUCUUUUUCAAAUCGCCCACUUACCGCCAGCAAAAACAAGAACAAACAAAAGAAGACCGAUAAGCGGAAUUAAGUCGAGUAGAAAAUUUUAAAAAAUAUUUUUUAUCAACAAUAUUUUUUUGAAAAACUUUCGAAGACAUCCGAAGAAGUAAGCACACACACACACAGAAUAAAGAGCUCCGAGGCAAACAGAAGUCAGCCAAGGAGGAACCGAAGUUAAACAUUUAAAAGGAGCAACUUGAGUCCGCAGGAAGAAGCAGUCCAGAAAGGAUACGCACCCAUAUAUACAAAUAUACAAAAUGGCCGCCCUACAACGGAAACUGGUGCACAAGCAGUUCAACUCGCCCAUGGGCCUCUAUUCCCAGGAGAACGUGAAGGCCACCUUGAACCGCGAGCUGAAAGCCUUCGGCGGCGAGGGGAUUGAAGUCGACGAUCAAAUCACAAAGCCCCUGAACUUGGCCAACUCGGCCGUUCUGCGCGCCGUCGAAGAGGAAGAACAACAAGCCAAAUCUGAUUUUUACCCCAUUGAAAGACAGAGCCGUCGGCGUCAGCGUGCCGAGGGCGAUGCACUGCAUCACACGCUGCACCAGCAGCUGCUGGACCAGAUCAAGACGGACUAUCUCAGCCACCAGCAGGACAUCACCAUCGAUCGGGACACGGUGCUGAAGAUCAACCGCCUGGCCACCAAGCGGCAUCUGCUCAAGCGGGAUCACAGCUGGCCACCAGCGGAGCUGGAUGUGGUGGCCAAUCCCGACCAGAAUCCCCCGAUCUCCUGCAAUCCCUCGCACAGUAUUGAGGCUCUGAGGGAGAAGUUCCAGAGUCCCACCAGGAUUAUAGAACCCACGGCCCGGCAAGUGAGAGAGCAGCGACAGAGGGAUGGUGGUUCCAAGGAGAGAUCCCGAACACCCCAAAGGGUAUCCGACCUGGCCGAGGUCUUUCACCAAACCCCCCUCUCGAAAGGCUUCUCCGCUCCAGAAACCAAGGCAGCCGACGUGGACUUGGGUCUGGUGGCUCCACGGUGUGAAUACUACGAGCAGUUGGCCCACAAGCGGCCCACUACCCCCACCACGUUGCCCACUCCGGUGACGCCCUAUCGGCCAAGAUACAAGAGGCAGGCCUACUCCCUGGAACGCGGACGCAGCCGCAAGCGGACAGUGGGUGCUCCGGAACUGCCGCCACCCAAGCCACGAACUGCGAAGCCAAAAGUCCAACGCAGAUGCAUCAAACUGGCCACCGAGGUGAAGAUCUCCUAUGGCCACGACGGCGACAGCGAGGAGGACCCGGUUUCUGGCCAAGAGUUUGACUUGGAGGCCUUGCCGCUGCCACCGACACCGACACCAACACCUACCCAGAAUCCAACACCAGCUGCCCCGAAUCUCAAUCAAGCGACGACAGCGGGCCGAAUGGUAAUUGACAACCUGGCAGUUAAGCAGCAGCAGCAGAUGGCUCUGGCUUUGGCCACAAAUGGGAGCAUUAGCCAGGCCAAGAGUCCCUCGGCCAACACUCGCAUUGUGCCCGUUCGCGUGGAGGCCUCGAGGGAUCCGCCCAAGCUGAGUGCCCAGCAGAUCUACGACGACGCCUGCUCGUAUCUGCAGGAUCACGAUCGCGAUCACGAUCACGACCACCAGGAGAUGGAGAGUCCCACCUAUGUGAGUGCCACCGGCGGGAUCAAGUUGCUUCAGCGGCAGGCGAGCAGCACACCGAGUACUCCGAUUCCACCGCCACCUCCUCCGCCCCCGGUGAUGCGUUCCAAGGCUGGCCAGGAUGCGCAGGCCAAGGACAAGCAGGCGAGGCGACAGGGUGGGAUCUACAGCCUGGGGAGUGAUGCGGAGAAGCAGCACGAGGCCCAUGUGGAGAUUGCCCAGUUGGAGGCCAAAUAUGCCCACAUCCAGCAAUCCAUAGCCGAGCAUCUCCUCCAGAUCGAUGCCUACAUGGAGAAUGCCAAGCAGGCGCUGCAGAGGAGUGCCCAAACCACACCAGUAGCUACUCCCACACCCAUUCCCACGCCACCACCUCCUCCGCCUCCGCCUCCAGCACCACCCGUGAGACCCAUCAGUUCGGGCAGCAACGAUUCCUGGGACAUCUUCGCCCAUCGCCAGUCACCCAUUUUGGCCGUGGAGAGUCCACUGCAGGCCAUCCUCCGGCAGAUUUACACCCGGGCAGCUGGCUUACCCACGCGGCUCUCGAAAGAGAUUAAGGAGGCGACACCCGCCGAAGAGGAGGCGGAGGAGGCCCUCACCGAAAACGUGCCCAUUGUGGAGCGGGCACUGGAGGAUCUGCACAAGAUUGCAGUGGCACUGGAGCAAAAACCAGAGACCGCGGAACUCAUGCACGUAGAACUCCGGACAACGCCAGCUGUCAUUGAAGCGGAGCACGUAGUCAUCAAGGAUGUGGAUGUGGAUGAGGACAUGGAAUACAGACACGUAUCGGAUGUAAUUGCCAACUACGAGCAGUUGGCCAAAAAGGAGUUCGAGGAGUGGAAGGAGGAACAGGUGGCCAAGAAAGAGCCGGAAGUUAAAGAGGUGCUGCCAAAAACAGAGUUAAGGAAAGCGAUAGAGGAGCAGCUGGCCAAAAAAGCUUUACGGGAAGGUAAAAAUGUAGUGACAGAGGAGGGGAAAAAGGUAGUGAUUGAGGAGGAGAAAAAGGUAGUGAUUAAGGAGCAGAAAAAGGCAGUCUCAUUGGAAGAGAAAAAGGUAAUGCUACCUAAAUUGGUAACAAAAGAUGGGCAACAAGGUUCAAAUGAGGAACCACUGGUCAACAAAGAGUUAAGGAUAGAGGAACCAGUAAUUAAGCCAGAUUUACAGCAGAGUAAAAAGGAGCCAGAUGCAAAUACAACCAAAACAGAUCUCCCAAGAAGUGCUGACCAGGUGAACCUCCAAGAAAAGGAGGCAUCCUGCGACCACGAAGCCUUCUCCUCCAACUAUUGUCCAUGCUGCGAUGAGAUGCGCUGCUCGCCCAAUAACUGGGCCAAACUCAAUAAGGCCGACCAGUGGCGCAUUGCCAAUCUGCACAACGAACCGCUGAGGAACUACAAGGCCACCUACGAGAUUAGGAGUCCCUAUAUAUCGCGGCAGAUCUCCUGGGAGGACACGCAGUCGGCCAAGGAGAAGACUGCUCCCGAGAAACUGCAGCGUCAGCGGAGUUUUGUGGAGAUUGUGACCACGCCGGCUACGGACUCUCCGCCACCGCCUCCUCCACCGGCGCUGUUCAGCCUCAAGGAACCGGAAACGGAGGUCACCUGGGAGAGGAGUCGCUCGCCCAGUCCGCUGCCCUCGCGCCGCUAUCCCGCUCCACUUAUAGAGGCUCCUCAGCGUUCCAGCUCACCCUACGGUCUCAAUCCUGUCCAGACCAAGGGCUCACCAUCGCCGGUCAAUCUUCCUGCAAAAUUCUCGCAUGUGCCACAACUGGAAGGCCACAACAUUGGACUCCUGGUGAAAACGGCCACCGAGCCACUGCAGCAGAGCAUGUCGGCAUCCUCCUCAAUGCUGGCUGCCACGCCCCCGCCCCCGGCCACGCCCCGUUCCGCGGCACAGCCCUCGCCCUUCGAAUUCCCAACUCUCGAUUCCGCAGAGCAACACAAGUUCAGAUCCCUGGCUUCCUUCGACGAGGUACAGCGAGAUUUCAGCGUCAAUCGAUCCUUCGAUAACGUAUCGCCACGUCCAUAUUUGGGCAUUGAAGGCUACAAACGUGUGGCCUGGCCACCGGCCUCGGAGGAGCGGAUCAUCCGGGAGUUCACCCCCCAGCCGCAGACCCAAAGUCCGGCCCCGGGUUCCGGGGGCUACUAUCCGCAGGGCCAGGGCCACGCCCCCGCAGCUGCUGCCCCACCCCAGGGUCCCAUUUAUAACAACGUCCAGCCACGCACCGCCCAACCACCACAAAAUGUCUACAACCCACCGGCACAACAGCCCAUUGCCACCGCCAAUACCACCCAGUUCCCAGAUAGUUAUCCGGAGCAGCAGCAACCUGUGCAAUACACACAGGCCCAGUUCAAUCGGCAGCGCUCGAGGGAACCCGUCCAGGUCCCAGCUCCAUCUCCAGCCCCCGCGUCCGAUGCCUAUCCCAACUACCAGUCCAACUAUCAGUCCAACUAUCCGCAGGAACCGCUGCAGGCCGUGAACAAUGUGGGCGGUGGCUGGAAGCACAUUGGUGCCCCGCUGCCCAAGUCGCGUAGUGACUACACCGCCGGAGGAGGAUCCUAUCCUCCGUUCCAGGGAUCCGCGCAGCAGCAGCAGCCGUUAUAUCAGCAGCCGCAGCAGCAGCAGCAGCAGUACGGUGCUCCGUCUUACGAUGGCCAGCAGCAGCAACAGCAACCUGCAGCACCAUGGCAGCAGCAGCAGCAACAACAACCGCAGCAACCUGCAGCACCGUGGCACCAGCAACAGCAGCAAUAUCAGCCUCAAUCGCAGGCUCAGGCUCCCUAUCAGCCACCACAGUGGAACCAGCAACAGCAGCAGCAGCCAUCGUACCAGACUUCACCGUACCAGCAGCAACAGCAGCAGCCAUCCUAUUACCCACAGCAAAACGGUGGCUCGACCCUUGCUCAACCCCAAUACAAUUCUUAUUCGCAGCCCCAGCUGCCCUACUCGCAGGAUCAGACCGAUCUGCAGCAGCAGCAGCAACCUGGCGCCUUCGCCGGUCAGGAUAACAGCUACCGGGGCGCCAGUCCUGGGAUCAUUACCCUGCGAAAGGAGGCACCAGUCAGCCAGCAGCCUGCGCCAGUCUACACUUCGCAGCCUGCCGCCGUCAGCUAUCAGGGAGGCAGCAAAUUGCGCGGAGAUUUGAAAUGGCCACCACCGGAAUACAAGGAGGCCGCGGCUCGCGAGAACGAGGAACGUCGCCAGUUGGCGUUGGGCCCCGUCUGCCGUCCCAGGAGAAUCAACAGGCAGGACUACACACCCUUCUUUGCCAAGCACCAGUUGAACAAUGGCUAUCCCAGCUACAAGGUGCCACCCGGCACCCAGCACAUGUUCGGCUAAGCCUGGAAAGAACAAUAUAAAUUGCAAAUAACAACAGCAGAAAAUACAAUGGAACCCACUUCAUAAUAAUACUGAAAACGAUCAUGUAUAUGUUACUAAAACGAAUCACUAACGAACCAAACUAUAUAUAGGAUAUAUACAAUUGUUAUACUAAUCUUAAAUGACCACUAACGACGCCAUAUACACAUAUGUUACGAAACGAACCCAUGAUAGGUGAAUGCAAUACUACAGCAGGAGUGACUCCAUUCCAUGAGUCAUCUUCGGUGUUCUCCACACAAUGGAUGCAGGCUGAUCUUUCUCUAGAACAGAACGCACCCAUUGCGGAUGAUGCAGAUGAUGACUCGUGGAUGUGGAGCCCUGAUCCGGAUGCCCGAACUGGGCGAUGGAAAACGAUAUUCUCUAUGUACCCAUACUAUAUACACAUAUUUGGAGCAUGUGCAUAUAGUAUGGCUAAGAUAGCAGAGCAGGACUAUAUAAUAAACCAUAUAGCAUUAGAUUCUAAGAUGAAUGUUAAACAUUGUUAACUAGCAAAUGAAAUGGACACGAUGCGACCCAAGACGGAAACUGAUAAUGAGAUUGAACCUUGUCUUAGAUGUAAGAGCACUACUAAUCUAUUUAUUGUGAGCAUAUUCUAUUUAACGCAGAUCCUGUGACGCGAUCGGCUCAAGGAACCCAUUCGGAACCAUCCACUAAUUGUAAAUUAAGAGGUGAUGGCUUCCUGAAGAGAUAGACAUGUUCUUUGCAGCAGCCGUCGCAGGAUUCUCGAUGUUUAUUGUUUGAGUUUGCAUGCUUUUUGCUUAUAUCUAUACUAUAUGCACAUAUAUAUAUUUACUUUGACAUUGUUAAACUGCAAAUUAUAAAAAAAACGUCAAUGACCCCCGCUAAGUAAGUUAUACAAGAGAUCAGGCGAUCAGAUGAUCAGGCCGAAAGAUAUCUGUGAGUUCCGAAAAUGCCAUUCAAGGAUAUAAAAAUCAACGAGCUCGUUCUGACCCCCCCGAUUAACCCCUCCCAUUCCCCCAAGAUCGGCACUCUAGUCGGCCAGCUGACCCCGGGCAAUAAUAUGAGGAUGCCUUUGCCUGCUGGACGAGCAGCCGCGGACUCAGUGCCCAGGUCUUGGUGGAUGGGGCGGGGAUGUGGCCGGGAAGAGGUCGAGGACGGCCUAAAACUCUCAGACUUUACCAAUUACUAUGACCAGCAAUGUCUAUACCCAACUACACUACGAUGUAUAACUAAAAUGAAAUGAGAAACUAAAUAAACGGCAAGUUUUGAAUACUCGCGACGAGAAGAACUA
This is a messenger RNA of Drosophila rhopaloa, 6604 nucleotides long. Its product is annotated as chromatin modification-related protein eaf-1. Gene Ontology annotation, cellular component: cytoplasm; actin filament. Gene Ontology annotation, biological process: actin filament polymerization. The record is from RefSeq and is a predicted model, not a curated record. Lineage: Eukaryota; Metazoa; Arthropoda; Insecta; Diptera; Drosophilidae. Bases 637 to 5313 code for a protein of 1558 amino acids. Gene Ontology annotation, molecular function: actin binding; microtubule binding. The transcript is spliced from 9 exons.